AGCAAUCAGCGCAUGAAGCCGUAAUGGACGGAAAGAAGUGAUUACUGGCUGACGGAUUGUGAAAGUGGAAGUUUCAGUUUGUGUGUUUAUUGUAAUAUUUUUUUAGGUCUAAAGUCCUAUUAAUAUGAUGUAAAUAUUUUUUGAACGAUGAUUGAUGCUUUAUUUCUAUUUUCAAGUAUAUUAUUGAGGACAUUGACAUAGUAUUAUUUAAAAUAAGAAAUGUCUUACCCUGGUCAACCGCCAAUGGGAAUACCAGGCAUGCCACCAAUGCCUUACAUGGUUGGUGCGCCUCCUCCAAUUAUUGGUGGUGUAAUGCCUAUGGCACAUAUGAUUCCAACACCCGUAUCUGCGAUGCAGACCUCAGCUCCAGCUGUUCGGUAUGCACGUAACCAAAAUCGUCAUGACAAUAAUCGUCGUCGUGAAAGAGAAUCUGGACCACCAGUUACUGUUUUUAUUGGAAACAUUAUGGAAAGAGCACCUGAUGUGAUGAUUCGACAUAUUCUCGGUGCAUGUGGUCAUGUGCUUUCAUGGAAAAGAGUCCAAGCAUUUGGAUUUUGUGAAUAUGCAGGUCCUGAUGCAGGUCUUAGAGCAGUUAGAUUACUCCAUGACAUGGAAAUAGGUACAAAAAAACUUGUUGUCAAAGUUGAUGCAAAAGCUAAAGUUGUUUUGGAUCAAUUCAAAGCGGAAAGAAGAAAAAAAUUGAGAGGAGGCCAGUCACCUCUACAGGAUGAAACAUUAAUUGAAGGGACAGAAGGAGAAGAAGGUGAUGAUUACAUGGAUGAGGGUAUGAGAGUAGUGGAUGCAGAUGCACUAACGCGUAUUAAUCAAAUCAUAGCUGAACAUGCUACUGAUUUAGAAAUGGCUCAAGCUACACCUGGUAAGGAACAUCAAACAAAAAUGGUUGCAAAAUCUUUGAACUUGGAUGAUGCGGAAAUAGAAGAAAGUAAAAGAGACUUGAUUACCCGAGAAAUUGGAAAAUUCAGGGAGGUUAUGAAGGUAAUUAUUUUCAUAAUUAUUUUAGAAAUCUUGUUAUGUCAUUCCUACUUUUUUGCUCUUCAUUUUGGUCAUAUUGUUGGAUAUGAUAUACCAAGAUAUUAGAAGGUAUUAUGAAUUGUGGUCUAAUAGGAUUGGGUAAAAACUUUGCAAAAAUAAGAUAUUAACAAAUUGUUAUAAAAUUAUUAGUAUUGAGUAUAUAAAUUUUUUACGAAGCAUUAUAAACAUUAUUCUAUAUAACAUAUAAUCUUAAAAAAAAAAUUGUUUUAUGAGCAAUAAUGUUUGUUACAUGUUUUUUUGUGUAUAUGAUAUAAAAAAUGUGUAUAUGAUAUAAAAAAUCAUAUUUUUUAAAGCAAAAUUUUAGUUGCAACAUAUGAUAUUAUCACAAUUCUUUUAUUUUUUUCUACGUUUGUUUAAUAUUUAAGUGUUGAUAGAGAUAUCGUUUGUCUCUAUUGUAUAAAAAGAUAUCUAUAUAUACAAAGAUUGAGAAUAUGUUUGUAAUACUUUGUAGUACUUAUUCUAUUAUCUUCAAAAAAUAUAAUAUGAAUUUUAUUUUGUUUUUUAAAUGAUAAAGUAAAAUGAAUCACUUAAUACAUAGAAAGAAAUAGAAAUAUAUUAAAGUACUAUUAUUUCAAAACUUUAUCAAAUUAAAAAAAAAUUUAUACAAUGUUUCUAAAUUAUAGUUGUAAAAAUAGUUAUAAUAAGUUUAACAAGUUUACAAUACUUUUUGAUUAUAUCAAUGACUAGUGAAUUCAUAAACUACAUUUAAUUCAUUUUAAACAUUUUCUAUUUUUAUUAAGUUACAAUUAAUACAAACAUUUCUAUACUGUACUAUAAUGAAUACUACAAUGAAAUGCAUUGUGAAUAUUAUGGAUUUAUGAACAUUUAUGCAUUUGAUUAUAUCUAUGAUUCACGUUAUUGAUUGAACAUGAGACAGUUAUUGAUUGAACUCGCAACAUAUUUACAUAGUAAAUUAAAUGCAGGCAAAAGAGGAUUACAAGUGUAUAGUUAUAAACUUUAGCUUUUAAGUAUAUUGUGAUAAAGUGCGUGUGUGCUAUGUUAGCUCUAAAUAAUUGGAGCCGUGACUCGUUGCUAUAAUUAUAAUAACAGGCAGCGUGCGUCGCACACAGCAAACGCACACGCCUAGGAAUGCUGUGUGUGGGGACCACUCUUUCACUCACUCAUUGGCUCUGAAGGGAGUCAAUCACAGCACAUCCCUCGUAUUUUCGCAGGCAGCUGCAGCCUCGUCGGUAAGUCAGAGUAUAUCCAACCAACAAAACAUGAAAAAACAAGAAAUGUGCAAUAUUAAGACGGGAGAAUCUCGUAACUCUACAACAUGCUGACACCAUGUAGCCAAUAAAUCUGUUUCUAUUGGAACUCCAUUUUCUUAACUCAUCGCAUAUAAUUCUGCGUUAUAAUAAUAGCAUUAUUGCUAUUGUAUUUUGAACACAAGUUAUUCCAUACAAUCAAAUUUCUUUACCUGCUUCUAUACUUUUUGUGCUAAAUUGCUAGCACUAAUAUUUUCAUAAAAAUGUAAUGUAUUUUUACAUAACAUUUUGUUCAAUUUCAAAGAAACGACAUUAAGAGAUUAAUUCUUAUAAAACUCAGAAAUUAAAAAUUUGUGUAAUAAGUACAGUUUGAAAUAGAUACAAAAUUAUUAUUAUACUAAUAUUGAGAUUGAAAAUGUUUUUAUAGUAGUACAGAUAAUUUUUUCAGUUGAGUCAAAAGAAGUGUCUCUAAUUAUAGUAUGAAUCAUAUUCUUUUGUUUUUAUUUUACAGUAUAUAGUUAAUAUCAAUUUUUGAUGACAGAUCACAUCUUUGUAAGUCAAUUAGCAAGAGGAUCAUCUUUAUGUAAGAUUGAUAUGAACAAGUUUAAACAAUAAUAUCAAAUUAAUAACAGAUUACUAUUUCUGAAAAUUUCAUUAUACGAUUCUUUUCUGAAUGAGAUACUAUAAAAUUGAUUAAAAUUAUUUUAUUUGUUUAAUUUUCAUAUAAAAAUUAAAUAAUUGUAUUGUAUUAUGUUGUUUUACUGAGAUUAUAAUUUAUUUUUAUAUUUGUAUUAUAAAGUCUAGCAGUCUAGUACAGAUAUAUAUAGAAGGUCAGUAAAGUGACAUUCCAAUUGUUUUUACAUAUUGUUUAGGAUUGGUAAAAGAUGUUAUAUUGAACAAAGAAAUUUGACGCUGACAUAUUUUAUAAUAUAUUCUUAGAUUAUUAAUAGGAUCGAGACUUUCUGA
This is a messenger RNA of Heterotrigona itama, 3227 nucleotides long. NCBI's taxonomy places the organism in Eukaryota, Metazoa, Arthropoda, Insecta, Hymenoptera, Apidae. The record is from the annotation of a GenBank genome assembly.